AUGCCUUCGUCAUGGGCAAUGCUGUUGCUGCAUACGGGCAUUUUUUUUUCCAAUUUGCUGUUGGGUUCGGCUGCCUUUGGUAGCUACCAAGAAAAUAAUAAUGGGACUGUCCCCUUGACGGUAUCACUGCCGAGUGGCAGCAGCAGUGGAUUGCUAUGGCAAGACUUGAGUGUCAUGACACCCAGCAGCCAAUGUCUCUUGCGAUCUUCCAGUGGAUUUGUGGAAAAUGGACACAUUUGUGGUAUUCUGGGGCCUUCUGGAGCAGGAAAGACAACCUUUCUGUCCACAAUUGCCGGUCGUCCAGAGGCUUCCUUGCACGUCAACGGACAAGUGUUGCACUACCAACUCGACAAUGGCCAUAGCAACAAUAAUAACAAUGACAACAACUACAACUACAAAUGCGCCCCGGUCCAAUCUGGUGGUGUGGCGUGGCUCCAGCAGCACGAUGCCUUUUUUGAACGGUUGACUGUCAAGGAAACCUUGGACUUGGCCGUGUUUUUAGAAUUGCCACACUUGAGUUGGACCCAACGGGAUCAAGUGGCUAGAAGUUGUCUGGAUUCCUUGGGAUUGUCACCCCUCCAAGAUAGACCCGUGGGAAGUCCCAAAGCCUCGCGGGUACUGGAUGGGGCCACGUUGAGUGGAGGAGAAAUGAGACGACUUUCCGUCGCAGUAGAACUAGUGACCAUGCCCCAUUUAUUCAUUGCCGAUGAACCAACCUCUGGCAUUGACUCUAAAAUGUCUGAAAAUGUCAUGGCCGCCAUUGCCUCCCUGGCACGAGAACGACAAAUACCCUGUUUUUGUACAUUGCAUCAACCGCGAUCUUCCAUUUGGCACAUGCUCGAUGCCGUCAUUCUCAUGGCACCCGGUGGGAGAAUAUGUUAUGCGGGGCCUCGUGAGGAUGUUUUGGGGUAUUUGUCCUCGGUGGGAUAUGAUUGUCCCAGCUUGACAAAUCCUGCAGAAUUUGUGGUCGAUUUGGUCUCGGUGGAUCCGGAAAAUGUGGAACAAGCGGCGAAAGAUUCCAAACGAAUCGAGGAACUGGCAGCCACUUUUGCUCGGUACACCAAAGAACAACAAUCUACUAAUGGUGGGACGACAUGUACCAUCGUUUCGGAUGAUUCCUUGCCAGUUUCCAAAGCACAACAACAAACUAGUAGCGUGGUGGAAAUAGACGACACCAAACAGCGACAUCCCUUUCGUGCCGUACGACGCUUUGGAGCGCUCUUUCGUCGCUCGUGGAGACAAAAUAUUCGCAGCACAUUUUUGAAUGCCUUUCGAUUGCUCAUUUCCACGGGAACAGCUCUCAUGCUGUCGCAAAUAUUUCCCUCCAUUGCCAAGGGUGAACCACCCCAACCCAAAAGUGUGGUGGAUCGAGUCGCAUUGCUCAGCUUUGGGGUCAUCAACAUGAUGAUGACAGCCGUCAUGAAAACAUUGGAUGUCUUUGCCAAGGAAAAACCCAUUGUGCAACGCGAAAAAAACCGAAACUUGUACUCUUCUUUGGAGUACCUCUUGUCCAAGUCGGUCGCCGAGAUUCCAUUGGAUGUGACCUUUGCCGUCGUUUUCACGGCCACCCUCAAAGCCACCACAGGUUUGGCCAUUUCCUGGAGUAACCUAACGGCGACUUUUUCACUCAUGACAGUGGCGGGAGCGUCCUUGGGGUUGCUGAUUGGGAGCUUCACGUCCAGUCAAGAAGCAGCAGUGUCCACUGGAAUUCCGAUCGUGAUUAUCAUGAUGAUUGUUGGAAUCAUCAAUCCAAGUGGCGUGGAUCCUACCAUCGAAAAGCCUCUCCUGAUUCAAAGCAUCAAAACCUUUAGUCCCAUCGCCACUGCCAUUGAAGCCCUGGCUCUGGCCGAGUUCUCCGGCAUGGAAUUCGAACAGCAGAAAUCGUUUUUGGGCUGGAGAAAGAUUCGGGAUGUAUCUCGGGUUGGAGGAGUUGCUUUGGUCAAGAAUGGUGAUGAGGUUCUGGAUGCCUUGGGUCUGAGGGAUGCAGAUUAUCCUGGAGUAAUGAGGCACAUGACAGCACUCUCCCUAUUGAACUUUGGUCUUUGUUGGCUAUUCCUUGGGUUUUCGGAUACGGCAUGGUUUGGUCGUUUGAAACAGCUUUAUAAGGCGACAUUUUCAGGACGCGGCGCCAGGGGUGUGACUACCAGUACAAAAGACGAAUGUGCCCCUGAUCCGAUAGAGACCGUCAACAGGCAUACCAUGACUGUCACUCAACAGAUCAAGCCAAAGAGAGUCGCUGUCAAUGCUAGGGUUUGA
Molecule: messenger RNA, 2256 nt
Organism: Seminavis robusta
Lineage: Eukaryota; Bacillariophyta; Bacillariophyceae; Naviculales; Naviculaceae
Source: the annotation of a GenBank genome assembly